CACAUCCCAAACCCAACACGCUGUGAAAACCAAUCCCUGCCUACACCCAGCCGGAUCUGAUGUGCUGACGUGUCGGCUCCUGAAGCCCAGUGCUCAUGCUCCAGCAGCAGAAUCGAGCCAGGCAACGGGACUGCCAGCAUGGCAGCAAAACACUUUUAUCGACAAGGCUUUUUAUUACUUCUAUUUAAUUUUAUCCCAGCUGCAGCCUUGGACAAAAGGUUCUCCAACUUUAAGAGAUGCGCCGAUGAGGAGUGCAGCAUGCUUCUGUGUCGAGGAAAGGCUGUUAAAGAUUUCUCAGGACCCGACUGUCGCUUCCUGUCUUUUAAGAAAUCUGAAACAGUGUAUGUAUACUACAAAUUGUCAGGAAUGAGGGAGGACAUGUGGGCCGGAAGUGUUGGAAGCAACUUUGGCUAUUUCCCAAAGCAUCUUCUCGCAGUGAACCAUCUAUAUACUGACAAAGAGCUUGAAGUUCCAGCCGAGGAAACAGAUUUUGUCUGUUUUGACACUGGAUUUGAUAAAUUUGAUAAUUACAAUAUAGAUUUACUAUUAGGCUCAUCACUGAAGGAGAGCGAAAGUGAGAAUAAGGGAAUAUCUGACCAAGUGCCAGAGGACACUCACACAAAAGAAACGCACUCAUCGUCAGCACAAGAGGAACCUGAGAGUGAAAAUCCAGCUGAGCUUGAUGACAAACCAGAGGUUUUUGGUAAAGUCCCAGACAAUCCAAGUGCCUCUUUACACAAACUUGUCAUGGCAACUGAACUGCCUCCAACAAAAGUAGUAGAGUCUGAUACAUCAGCUCCCCUUGAUGCUACUGGAAAAGCUGCUGAGGGCGUAUCAGGCGUAGUUGUUGAAAAUGUUUUAGAACACAGCAAAGCCAAAGAUAUACCUACAAAAUCCGAAGCGGAACGUGGGCCUGAAGACGUGAGGAUGAAAGAAAAGGAAAUCAAACCUGUCCCAGUUUCUGAAGGAGUGAAAAUCCCUGAGUUGAAAACAACUUUUGGAACAACCUUUGAUGCUGUUACCACAGAUGAAGAAAUCACCAAAAAGGUCACCCCAUAUGAAGAGGAGGAAAGCAAAGAUGUGGAAAGUCAUCCUGACGCUGGUGAUGUUAGGGAGGAAACCCCAUUGCUUUCUUUCUCAAAAGAACCUGUCAAUAUUCCUGCAUCUGACUCCUUCAGACUGCAGGAAAUUCCUACAGCAACGCCUGAUGAUAAACCUGUCCCAGUUUCUGAAGGAGUGAAAAUCCCUGAGUUGAAAACAACUUUCGGAACAACUUUUGAUGCUGUUACCACAGAUGAAGAAAUCACCAAAAAGGUCACCCCAUAUGAAGAGGAGGAAAGCAAAGAUGUGGAAAGCCACCCUGAAGUUGGUGAUGAUGCUAGAGAAGAAACCCCAUUGAUUUCUUUCUCAAAAGAGACUGUGAGUUCUCCAGCAUCUAAAACCUUCAGACCGCAGGAAAUACCUGCACCAACGCCUGAAGAUGAACCUGUACCGGUUUCUGAAGGAGUGAAAAUCCCUGAGUUGAAAACAACUUUCGGAUCAACUUUUGAUGCUGUUACCACAGAUGAAGAAAUCACCAAAAGGGUCACCCCAUAUGAAGAGGAGGAAAGCAAAGAUGCGGAAAGCAAUUCUGAAGCUGGUGAUUAUGUUAUAGAAGAAACCCCUUUGAUUUCUUUCUCAAAAGAACCUGACAAUAUUCCAGCAUCUGACACCUUCAGACUGCAGGAAAUUCCUACAGCAACGCCUGAUGCUAAACCCAAGGCAGCAGAAGAAAAGAACAUGUGGACGUCAAUUGGAGAUGCAGUUUUUUCUGCUGUCACUGGAGUAGAGACAACAACACAUGAUGUGAGUUCAGAUGAUGAGGAAGAUGAAGAGGAGGAGGAGGAGGAAGAAGAAGAAGAAGUUGUUGCAACACCCCUUUCAAGUUUUGACGAAUCUAAAAUAGACGGGAAAGAACCACUAAAUACAGAUCCACAAAAAGUACCAGAAGAAUUAGGUGAGACCCUUCAGGAUCCUCAUGAGCUUAGCAUUGUUCAGGCAGAGGAUGAGGAAGAGGAUGCAGUCAGUGAUUCUGAGGAUGAAAGCGAUGAAGACGGAAUAGAACAUGAAACCGAUUUGGAUGAAAUCUUAGAACCUACUGACGAAACUGUAGAAACAGAUAAUCACACAGAGGCUAAUGUUGUGACAGUUCAUUCAGUAUCACAAGCUCACAUUUCAGCAAACCCUGAGGUUGAAAAAUCAGAUAGUAAAAUAACAUAUGAACCAGAAGGAGAUGAGACUGUAACCAAGGUUUCAGAGACCAUUGAGGAUGUGACAGAUACACAGGACAGCAGUCCUGUGACCGAAACUGUGUCUGCUCAAGAAUCAACCACUGGAAAAGAUCAGGGCUCUGAAAAGGUGCAGUUAAAUGAUUUAGUCAGGAAGGAAGAGAGGAUGGUAGAUAACAGCCUUCCUAGUCAGACACAUGAUGCCUUGGUCAAAGAUGGAGAAAAGAUGGUAGAAGAAGAAACUAUAGUAGAUGCCAGUCCUCCUGAUCAAAUUAACGACCCUUCACCCAAUCACAUUGCAAAGAUAGAGGAUGCUAGUCUUCCUAGUCACAAACAUGACACAGAUUUAGAACAUAAUGACAAGCAACAAGAAUUAGUGGAUGAGCCAGAGGUUCAUGAUGAAGUGGAUACAGAGGAGACGGAAGAUGAGGAUGAUACAGAAGAGGAGGAAAACGAGAAUGAGGAGAAAGAGGAACUACUUGAAGAUGAAAAUGCACUUUUACUCUCUCAGUCAAAUGAGACCGACUCUGAAAAGCCCCCACCUGAACCGGUGGUUCCGGACAGCGAGUCGGUGCCAGAGCCAGACUACAGCGACAGCAUAUUGAGACUGACUCUGCUGCGAGAACACUUCACAGAGGAACAAAUGCUUCGAUUCCAAAAGCUUCUGGGCCUCAAGAAUCUGAUCAGAGCGGAGGCCAUGUUCUCAGACCUGGACACAGAGCUGCGGGCUACUCGUCUGUCACACGCGAGCACCACCACACAGGACAUAGAAAAUGCGCUUGAGAGCAUCCUGGAGGCCUCAGAGACUACCAUCCUGGAUGAGAUCGAGAAGAUGCUGGAUAGCCAGAACUCGAAAUACAACCAUGAGCACCAGAUGGAUACGACGGGUUUGGACGAAGAAGCAGAUUUACUAGAUGGUUUUCAAGAGCUUGCAUUUAGUCUACGGCACCAAUAUUCAACAUUCAGAGACAGCACCCCUGUAGCAACGGAACAAGCAUCAGACAUUGACCAGGAUAAACCUGAAUUAAACAUUACGGACGUUCCCCACCUACUUGAAGAAGACGUGGUUGCCAGUAUCACCGAGAACGAGAACAAGAACGGUGACAACGUGCCAGUAACCGUUCACGAGGAAAGGCCGGCUGUCACCAAAGAGGAGCAGGUGGGCUCGGAUGCCGUGCACGUUGGACGGGACAUCAGCGUGGAGGAGGACGGUGGCCACUUCAAUAAAAACAAGGACAAUCAGCCCGGCUUCAGUGAACCAGACGAAAUGCAGAAGAUCCCACAAGAUACUCUGGAAAAUCCUUUAGAUCUGGGUCUUGGUGUCAAGGUGGAGAACUCGCCCUCAGGAUCUUUGGACUCAAUGGAACCAGUAUCAGAAAUCCAUGAGGAGGAGGUGGGCUCAUUCUCAACUGGAGCUGCAGUCAUGAGCGGCUUGUUUUGGAUGUGCAAGAGAAAAGUGGAGGAGUGGACUAUUACAAUGAUUUCACUACUGCCAGAUGAAUGGAAGCCAGGAGAAACCUUCUUCGGCUGUCCCUGGCAAGCAGUUGUUGCCACUGCUUUGGUUGGAAUAAUGAGCUUCACCCUCUUCUUCUGGAGGACUGUGUUGGCAGUAAAGAAAAAAGAAUAUCUUGUGGAUGAAAAAAAGCUCACAGAGCAAAUCCAAGCACUGAAAAAAGAGAAGAAUGAUGUUAUGGAAAAAAUGUCUGAGUUACAGAAACAGACUGAGCAUCUAAAAGAAAGUCAGAAGCAGUCAAAAAAAACUGUCAGUUCUACAAUGAAAAAGGUUGAAAACCUGGAGAGUAAAGUGUUGGAGACAGAAAAACAGAAUGAACGGAUGGUUGAAGAAAAGAACACGUACAUAAAGUUACUGGAAGAAGAAAGGGCAAACUCUCUGCAGAAUCAAACAAGGAUUGAUAAACUUGAGAAGGCAAAUGAAAAGCUACAUCUCAGCAGGAAGAAGAUUCAGGAAGCGUUUUCUAAGACUGCUGUUCUCCUGGAUGAGGCCAAAAUCCGUGAAGAUGCUCGAAAUGUUCAUCAGAAAAGUCUUGAGAAAGAUUAUACAACUCUAAAAGAAGAGAACAAAACACUUAAAACCACUAUUAAGAACUGGGAGGACAAACACCUGGAGCUGAGUGAGCAGAUUAAAGUCUAUCACAAGUCCCAAAAAGAUCUUGAGGACUCAUUGGUUCUCAAAGAUCACAAUGUGGAGGUGCUGUCUGAACUUCUAGCUGACCUUGACGCUUGUGAUUUACAAAAGGUCGACAAUAAAGUUUUAGCCAAUGGAGAAGUUGCACCUGACAAGAAGACGGCCAUAAAGAACAGGAUCAAACAGAUGAUGGAUGUUUCCCGGGUCCAGACGACUCUCAGUGUCGUGGAAGAGGAGCGUGAUCGCUUCAUGACCAAACUACUGAAUGAAGAAAAGGCCAGAAAAACACUGGAAGAACAACAUCAGGAGCUGGAGCAUUCUAUUGCAACGCUCAAGAGCGAGAAGAGCCACGUUGAAAACCAGCUGACGAUCCUGCAGCAGAAAAAUGAAAUCAUGGUUGAAAUGUACCAGCAGAAGGAAAACGCUCUACAGCAGAGAUUAACAAAGGAGGAGCUUGAGCGACGCAGCAAAGAGAAUCUGCUCUCUGAAGUGGGAGGAAAAGCUCUCGAGGCUGAGGAGCAGGUGAAAGUCCUCAGGCAACGCAUUAAUGAAAUGGAGGAGCAGAUGAAGAAGACAGAGGAAGUCUACAAGGAGCAGAUAAAAGAACAAGAAAACAAAACACACUCAAACUGGGUGAACGCCCGUAAUGCAGAGAGAGCCCUGAAUCAGGAGAAGCUUGAAUCAUCGAAGCUUAGGGAGAAACUGGCUGUGCUCACGUCCCAGCUCAACGACCGCCGCGCUCCUCUCUUCAGACCCAACUCUGGACAACCCUCAGGCCCUCGGCAAGGUGACUCAUACGGGCCCUCUCCUGUGAGUGGGGGAGCUCCGUCCCCUCCAAUAAUGAUAGAGGGCCCCAGGCGCCCUCCUUCUGCCCCAGUGGGGCGGCGAAUUGACCCGUAUGGUCCACGACCUCCAUCAGAUCCUCAUGGCCGUUACGCUGAGAACAAACACAUCCCUGGGAUGGACAUGAUGGGCCCCCGCAGCUCAUCACCAGCCAACAUGGAUGUGUCUACACAAGCAGUAAAUCCACAGAUUAAAGAUGAGGCUCAGGCUGAGGCCUCCACAGAGAGUCCAGAGCCAGGUCCUGGAUCCUUUCUUGCAUCUCCAAUCCGGGACUCUCCUGGACCGAUGGUCCAAGGACCCCUCCCUGGCCCUGGACCUCACGAGCCACUCUUGCCUCCUGGACCCCACGGACGUCUGCCACCACCCGGAAUGUACAGACCCCCACGACCUGGCCCCUACCAUCUCCCACCUGGACCCCACGGUCCUGGUCCAGUUAUGCCUCCUCCUCUACAUGGGCCUCCACUACCGGCCAACGGACAGCCAGGAAUGCCAUUGCCUGGACCAAUGGGAGGAGAUUUUGGACCUCGACCUGCCAACGGUCACACAUUCCUCCCCAGACCAGGCCCCGGCCUUAUCCCUGAUCCUCGGGGUCCAUUACCACAACACUUCCGUCCCCCUCUGCCUUCUCAUCUAGGGCCACUUCCUCCACCAACCGGUAUCCGUGGACCUAUUGGACCACGGCAACCCCUCCCUCCUGACAUGCGAUUCCCAGGCCCACAUGACCACACCCGCUCACCUAUGGACAUGCCCCCAGGUGCCCCACCUCAUCCAGCCAAUGCUUAUGGUCAGGCUCCACCCAGCGCUCUCCACAACUCGGUGGGAGCUCACAGUGGACCCAGACAGGACCUGCAUAUGAAGCAGGAGGCCCCUCAGGACUCAGUGAAGCCAGCAAUGGUCAAGCCUUAAAAAUACCACCAGCUACAUCACCCAUCACCUUGAACCGUUGUGUUGACAUACCAGAUACAGUCCAAACAUAGGUCAUGAUUAUUUUCAUAUUUUAGUUCUAAAAUAAAAUGUUUAUUUCAGUUAUUUUUAAAAAAACAUGGUCCUACAAUUAAAGCAUCAUCAUUAAUCGUGUGUAUGUUGAAAAGAGUUGCCACUUUUUUACAAAGCCUAUUGUGCAAUAACAUUCAUUAUAUGCCAUAGGAUUUGUGUUGACCUUCUGAAAAAUUAUAUAGCAGCGAUUUUUUUUUUUAAUUUAAGGGGCAAGAUUUUUUUAAAUGUCAUUUCCUGUGGAAAUUAUUUUAAAAUAGAGGAGGGGUGUAGCUUGUAGCAUUUCAGGAAAACCACCAUUUUCCCAAAGCUGUCGCUUUAGAAUGAACUGCAAAGCAAAUGUGUAAUUUGAUGGCCAGAUGUAUAACUUAUUUUACUAUGUUGGUAGAACUUUUAAUAAUAAAGAAUGUAAAAGCA
Messenger RNA from Betta splendens (Siamese fighting fish), 6666 nucleotides. It is a transcript of the gene mia3, whose product is annotated as MIA SH3 domain ER export factor 3. The record is from RefSeq and is a predicted model, not a curated record. Gene Ontology annotation, biological process: endoplasmic reticulum to Golgi vesicle-mediated transport; vesicle cargo loading; protein secretion. Bases 139 to 6162 code for a protein of 2007 amino acids. Gene Ontology annotation, cellular component: endoplasmic reticulum membrane; endoplasmic reticulum exit site. NCBI's taxonomy places the organism in Eukaryota, Metazoa, Chordata, Actinopteri, Anabantiformes, Osphronemidae. Gene Ontology annotation, molecular function: protein binding. The transcript is spliced from 28 exons.